Strongyloides ratti is the source of this 960-nucleotide messenger RNA. Its product is annotated as Phenazine biosynthesis PhzF protein family-containing protein. The coding region runs from base 1 to 960 and encodes 319 amino acids. Gene Ontology annotation, cellular component: cytoplasm. Lineage: Eukaryota; Metazoa; Nematoda; Chromadorea; Rhabditida; Strongyloididae. Gene Ontology annotation, biological process: biosynthetic process. The transcript has 2 exons. Gene Ontology annotation, molecular function: isomerase activity. The record is from RefSeq and is a predicted model, not a curated record.
AUGGCUCAAUCAUCUAUACCAAUAUUUAUUGUUGAUGCUUUUACAAAUCAAAAAUUUACAGGAAAUCAAGCAGCAGUUUUUAUUUCAAAAGACAAACUUCAUGAUGAUUGUUAUAAAAAAAUUGCAGCUGAAUUUAAUCUUUCUGAAACAGCAUUUCCUAUUCCAUUACAAAAUAAAACAUUUCAAAAUAGUGAAAGAUUUACUUUAAGAUGGUUUACACCAAAAGUUGAAGUAAAUUUAUGUGGUCAUGCAACAUUAGCUACUAGCCAUAUUAUAUUUAAUGAAUUAAAAAAUAAUAAUAAUAAAAUUAUCUUUGAAACAUUAAGUGGUAAUCUUGAAGUUGAAAAAGGAACAGAACCAGAAAGUUAUAUAAUGAAUUUUCCACUUUAUAGUAUAACAAAAGUUUUAUCAAAUGAUUGGAAAAAUACUGAUGAUAUUUCUGAUAAAUCAAUAAAGUCACCACCUGAAUUGUAUCAAUUAAUUAAAUGUGUAAUUGGAAAUUUACAAUUUAAAAAUGUUUAUUAUGCUAGUGAAGCUAAAAAAUUAAUUGUUGAAUUAGAUGGAAGUAUCAAUAAAAAUCAAUUUUUAGAUAUGAAACCAAAUUAUUCAUUAAUGACUACACUUCAUCCAAAUGGUGAUUUUGUUAAAGGAUUAAUUGUAACUAUUAAACCAAAUGAUUCUAAAAAACAAGGAUUUAUUGAUAAAGAUCAAAUACCAUUUGAUUAUAUUUCAAGGUAUUUUGCUCCAUGGGUUGGUAUUAAUGAGGAUCCUGCAACUGGUUCAAGUCAAUGUGCUUUGGCACCAUAUUACAGAUAUCGAAUGAAUUCUAACGGUCCUUUUUAUGCUUACCAAUGUUAUCCCAAUAGAGGAGCACAAUUUAAAAUUAAUUUUUCCAAUGAUAACAGACUUCUUUUGACAGGAUUUGCUAAAACAAUUAUUAAAGGAACUAUUGAAUAUUAA